This is a messenger RNA of Aspergillus wentii DTO 134E9, 429 nucleotides long. RefSeq lists its product as uncharacterized. The record is from RefSeq and is a predicted model, not a curated record. Bases 1 to 429 code for a protein of 142 amino acids. NCBI's taxonomy places the organism in Eukaryota, Fungi, Ascomycota, Eurotiomycetes, Eurotiales, Aspergillaceae. The transcript has a single exon.
AUGACAGAAACUAUCCCCUUCCUCCCUACCACCAACGACGAACGUAAACACCGAAAACCAGCCAACAUAUACUAUACCAUGCCCUACUACCACCAAGUCUUCUGCUGCUACAUUUUCACCGGCUCGUUUGCCUGUGCCUGGUUCACCGACUACGUAUCACGAACGACGGAAAUAUUCGUUUGGGUCGCGUUUGCCAUAACCUGUCUCCUGGUGAUCCUAGCAAACCCUUUUAUUUGUACCGAGCGCAAGAAAGUCGACGAAGAGGGUCAUACGGUUACGGUCCGGUAUCCGUUGAUCGGGUUUAAAAGAUGCGAGGUGGCUCUGGACUUGGAGGGGAUUAAGAGGGGUUUAUAUGAUUCUGAAGAUGGGAAUACGGAUGUGAGGCUUCAUGAUGGAUAUCGAUAUGGACGUGCUUUGGUUCGGAUCUGA